UUAAAUUAUAAUUCUACUUGUACGCAUGCAUAUCAAAUCACAAACACAUUCUCAACAGCCUCAAUUACCCAACUCAUCCACUCAACCUUCAAGAUUGCACCACAAGCAUAAAUAUACAAUGUCAUCUCACAGCAACCCAAACCUUAGGUCAAGUCCCCCCAAACGCAAAAUGGCCCAAAACUCAUCCGACCGUCUCUCCAAAAUACCGAAGCUUAAGGUACCAACAAGUACUCCUACCGACCCUUCUCAACCGAGCCAUUCUCGCUCUAGAAACGUCCCGCAGCCUAUUUCCACGAAAGAUAGCAAACAACACCGUCACCAUCCACACCAAGGAUUCAUUCACCCACCUCACGAUUCUACCUUGUUUUCUCCAACAAAUAUGAGUACUACUCCAUUGAACCUAACUCAAAGUGAAGCUCCCGGCGUGAUCCCACCCUUCACAUCACCCACAAUCCCCCAACCACACAGCCAACCAUUUUCAGAUCAGGAUACACCGAGUGGGACGGAAGAUGCGGCGGGAUUAGGCGCACCACCAAAUCUGGCAAGUGAUUUGGAAGUAGCGUUAAUGGAGGAAGUGGAGAAGAAUCCGGAAUUAGCGGAUGGACUCAGGAUUGAGGAUUUAGCUGAGAGGAGCGACGGAGGAAGUAAUCUGACACCGGGGGAACUAGGUGUUGAUAUUGAUGUGGAUAUUGGUCAGGUUGACGAGGAUGAAAUAACAUGGGAGAGUGAUGAGGAGGAAGAAGAAGAAGAAGAAGAACACCCAAAUGAAGAAAAAGACGAAGAAUACAUCGAUUCAUCUAAUUCCUCCGCAUCAUCCGAUUCGGGAUACGAUGAUACGACCGCGCUGCAAAAUCCCGAUAUGAAUAUGGAUAUGGGGCCGGAGUAUGAUGAGGGUUACGUGGAGGGGGGAGAGAGUUAUAAUGGUGUUGGGGCUACGGACGAAAUUGAUUGGAAUGAUUUGUCGAAUGAUAUUGACGUGGAUCCUUAUGCGGGGAAUUUGAAAUCGGCAAAGGUUCCCGGGGGAAGUGAUACGCAAAUGGGUGGUGGGAGUGUGGAUAGGGAGUGCGAUGAUGGGGAUGCGGAGCGGGAUGGAGUGGAAGCUUUGGAGCCUGAGGUGGAUGAGGCGGUGGAUGCGUAUGAGGGCAUUGAUGGGGUGGGGAAACGUAGUGAGGAUGAUGUUUGGUGGUGAUUUAAGAUUAAGAUUAAUUGCUUGGAUUCUUGAAAGUGUAUUGCAAUUUGUUGGUGGAAUAUGAGGCUUGGGAAAGCUUUUCAAUUGGAGGUGGAAAAGCCUAGGUUGAAGAGCGAUAUGGAGUGAGUGUACAAAGAAUGUCUCGUGAGAAUUAAACC
Sclerotinia trifoliorum is the source of this 1347-nucleotide messenger RNA. The record is from the annotation of a GenBank genome assembly. Lineage: Eukaryota; Fungi; Ascomycota; Leotiomycetes; Helotiales; Sclerotiniaceae.